AUGACGGGGGAGGCCUCUCCGUACCCGCCAGUGCCCUCUUCUGCUGCGCACUUGGCGGAGCAAGUUGAGAGUGGAGGAGCUCGACUUGAAGAAACUCUUUUGAGACUUAAUUGCAAAUCUUCGACUCUCUUUUUUGCUGCUGCUCUUUCCGUCUUCACCGGAGGCCUUCUUGCUGCGCUCUGCAGCCUCGCGGGCUUCGACCUCCCCUCCCUCGUCGUCUCCAUCUUCCUCGUACUGUUUGGCUUUUUCCUGAUGCUGAUAGACGUGCCGGGCAGCCCCCGCUGGGCGGGGAGACACAGGACUUUAAUUCGUCGGCACUUUCGUUUUUUAACUCGACUGACAUUUAAAAGUCUCUUUUUGAUAUUUCUGGGUUGUUUGCUGUCUUGCUGCUUGUCUGCUGCGGGGCUGCCGUCGGCGCUGCGCAGCAGCAGCAGCAGCAGCAGCGGGCUGCGCGCAGCAGCAGCUGCAGCGAAGGGGCGGUGGGCAGCAGCAGGCGCAGCAGGCGCAGCAGCAGCAGCAGCAGCAGCAGCAGAGCCCUUUCGCCACUACGCCCUCACCGACCCCGCCCACGGCCUGCAGCUCGAGGAGUUCAACAGAAUGGCAGCAGACGCAACAGCAGGUCAAAUCCAGUUCGACAUCAUCGACCUCGGCAUUGUCUUCAACGCCCUCGACGAGCACCAAAAGAGUGCCAUCAACGAGCGCGAGUUCACGGAGUGGAUGGCGGGUCCGCGAGGGUUUGGGGAGGGUUGGGCGUUUACGGGGGGUUUUGGGGGGUUGGGGGAGGUUUUGAGGGUUUGGGGAGGGUUUGGGGGUUUAGAGGAGGUUUUGAGGCUUUGCGGGAGCUUUUGA
Messenger RNA from Eimeria tenella, 849 nucleotides. RefSeq lists its product as uncharacterized. NCBI's taxonomy places the organism in Eukaryota, Apicomplexa, Conoidasida, Eucoccidiorida, Eimeriidae. The coding region runs from base 1 to 849 and encodes 282 amino acids. The transcript is spliced from 3 exons. The record is from RefSeq and is a predicted model, not a curated record.